CAAACAAAACCCUGAUGAAAAGAGAGAGAAACAAAAAGAUAAACAGAAAGAGGACGGAGAUAAAGAAAGCGGAAAACGGGUCAGGCAAGCAGGCAAUAUGGGCAAGACAGGCGGAGGAGGAGGAAUAAAGAAAAGAAAGAAAUUAGGCAGACCUUCUUUAUCAGAUCUCCAACGUCGCCAACAACAACAACAACGUGACAAUUCCGCAAUUAUUAAUAACCCUAAUAAUUCAAUUUCAAAUUCAAAUUCAGAUCAUUUUGACGACGAAGAUGAACGGAAACGGAAAAAAGUCAAAUUAGUUGUUAAAUUGCCUCAAUCCUCUUCUCCUUCGUCUCCUCCUUCUUCUUCUAAUGCCAACCAUUUUAUUCUUAAUUCUGGAUCUGCCAAUCAUCUUCAGGGCGAAAAGGUUUCGAAAGGCAUGGACAUUCUACAUGGGUCGCCAUUCGAAUCUGGAGGACCCGUAACACCUUUGCCUGACAAAAAGUUGUUGCUUUUCAUUCUUGACAGGCUUCAAAAGAAGGACACUCAUGCGGUGUUUUCUGAGCCCGUUGAUCCUGACGAGCUCCCUGAUUACCAUGAAAUUAUUAAGCAGCCUAUGGAUUUUGGUACUGUUAGGAGCAAACUCGAUGCGGGACUUUACUCAUAUUUGGAAGAUUUGGAGGCAGAUGUUUAUUUGAUCUGCUCCAAUGCAAUGCAGUACAAUUCAUCUGAUACAAUAUACUUCCGGCAGGCGAGGUCUAUACAAGAGUUAGCAAAAAGAGACUUUGAUAAUCUGAGGCAAGAGGGUGAAGACGGCGAGUUACAACCGAAAGUGGUGAAAAGAGGCAGACCACCUGGAAAGCAGGCGAAGAAGACACCUGGCAGACCCCCAUUGGACCGUGCGGCUCCUGAAUCUACUUCGGGGGCCACUCUUGCAACUACUGAAGACCACACGACCGAGUCUACUCCUUACAAUUUACGAAAAGCACCGCCCGUGAUGUAUAGAUUUCAGGCAGAUGGUUUACUUGGCUCUCAUCGUUCUCGCAAUGAACAUUAUUCAGAAUUGUUAGCAGAUUGGAAUGAAGAGUUUCCAGUGCGCAUUCGGAGAGCUGACAUGAAAUACGGGAAUAAAAAUCUUAUCAUUGAUGAGACUAGGCGUGACACCUACAAGCAAUUUCAUCCGUCAACUUAUGCUUCCGAGUCUUCGCUUUUGUCCAACUUUGGUGGCGAAAGGAAGCAAUUGUUGGCGGUUGGUUUACAUGCCGAGCAUGGUUAUGCUAGAAGUCUAGCUCGUUUUGCUGCAAACCUUGGCCCUGUUGUUUGGAAAAUUGCUUCAAAGAAAAUUGAAAAGGCUUUGCCACCUGGAAUGAAGUUUGCUCCUGGUGUCGUCGGUGAAAAUGACACAUCUCCUCCACCAUCGUCAUUUUUCCCUUCCGGGAACUUGCGACACAUGCCCAGCUUGGUGAACGAGAGUCUUCCAGAUAGAUCGCAAACUUCAACCUCUUCAGUUCCAAAACCCCCCAUUCUAAACCAACAGAAGGAUGAGACUAUUGAGCCUGACAUUAGAAUCGAGUUGUCAUCACAGCAAGUUAAAAACGGGUUUGAUAUGAGUACAUCUGCUGAAAAUGAGAAAUUUGGUGAAGUGGAUGCUAAUUCCAUAAAACCGACUUCUUGGCAGCAGUGUAAUGACGGUAGAGGAGACAAAAUUUGACUAACAGAUUGUCGUACCACAAUUGCAGCACAAAUUUUACUACGAGUGAAGAGCCGAGCCGAGCUAAAGUAGCCAGGUAAUUCUAUAGGGUAGGGAUGAUUCUGUACAGAUCAAAUAUAGCUAUCUUUGUAACACUGGACUCAUAUUAAUCAGAUUACGAUGAUAAACCUGUCUUAGAAUAAGAAGAAAAAGAGGGGGUUGUAUCGGGUUUUUGUUUUGGCUUUGUAAAUUUAUUUUUUUUAGAGAAAACAAACAUAUUUUGUAGUUGUUUAUUCACAUUUUGGUGUUAUUACAUGUUAUAAGAAGGUUGUAUCCUGUUUUA
Erigeron canadensis is the source of this 2012-nucleotide messenger RNA. Its product is annotated as bromodomain-containing protein 9-like. Lineage: Eukaryota; Viridiplantae; Streptophyta; Magnoliopsida; Asterales; Asteraceae. The transcript is spliced from 10 exons. Gene Ontology annotation, molecular function: protein binding. Bases 98 to 1690 code for a protein of 530 amino acids. The record is from RefSeq and is a predicted model, not a curated record.